UCGUUUUUGACGUAUCACAUUUCAAAAUGGCGGAUCGGCGCCUCAUUAAAAAUCGCUCAUAUUUUCGCGGUUUAUAUUUUGAUGAUAAUUAAAUCGGGUCUUCCGGUUGACCUGCGAGUCCAAGGCGAUACCGGUUUACGAAAAGCACCCAUUUCGAUACGUCCUAUGGUCAUGGUCAACGAGACGAAGACGUCAUCGUGUAAAUCUCAGUGUGUGCAUCGAAUGGUAAACAGUCGAUAAAUUGCCGUUAUAAAGUUGCGAAAUGGAGACUUGGAUCGACGUGUUGCUCUGUAUCGUGUUGAUUUUGUUAGUUUUAAAGUUAUACUUAAAACUGACAACCGGUUGGUGUAACAGUCAAGUGAACCUUUUAGGGAAAACUGUUAUUAUUACCGGCGCUAAUACUGGUAUCGGUUAUGAAACCGCCGCAGAUUUAGCGAAACGUGGGGCCACAGUAAUCCUAGCAUGUCGCAACGAAGAAAAAGCGAAAAAGGCCGUGCAACAAUUGAUAACGGAAACGGACAACCGGCACAUCAGCUACAAAUUAGUCGACUUAUCGUCGAUGAAGUCGGUGCGACGUUUCGCCGACGAUAUCAACAACACCCUGGACCGAUUGGACGUAUUAAUUAAUAACGGGGGCCUCCAUAGGAUUCCCGGGGCUGGUUUUACCGAGGACGGUCUCCAACCGAUCAUGGCCACCAAUUAUUUCGGACAUUGGCUCCUCACCCAUUUGUUAAUGGAUUUGUUAAAAAAGUCCUCGCCUAGUCGCGUAGUCAAUGUGGCCUCAGUGGCAGGCAGUUUGCUCCCAUUAAAAGCGAAAAAUUUAAAUGGCCCAGGUUUAACCGAGCACGAUCCUUACGCCAGAUCCAAGCUGGCCAACGUAUUAUUCACCAUUGAAUUAGCCAAAAGGUUACAGGGUACCGGAGUGACCACUUACUCCUUACAUCCCGGGGUUAUUUUGAGUGAGUUUACUAGGAAUAUACCCCUAAGGCCUGUGGUUAAUUUGGGGAUAAGGUUGUUCUUUAAGGACGUUAUAGAAGGUGCCCAAACGACCAUCCAUUGCGCGGUUGCCAAAGGUAUCGAAAAAUAUUCCGGAGAGAAUUUCCACGAUUGCCAAAAAGUAGGACGGUACUUGUUCGCAAAAAAUCCCGACUUGGCCACGGCCGUGUGGAAGAAAACCGAGGAAUUGUUAAAUAUCAACAACGCUUAAAUUGUUAUUAAACGACGCCUUGUUGAGGCGCAAUAAAACUUUUAUAUUUAUUAAAUAAAUGGUUUAGUUUGAA
Anthonomus grandis grandis is the source of this 1280-nucleotide messenger RNA. RefSeq names its product retinol dehydrogenase 11-like. The record is from RefSeq and is a predicted model, not a curated record. The transcript has 4 exons. NCBI's taxonomy places the organism in Eukaryota, Metazoa, Arthropoda, Insecta, Coleoptera, Curculionidae. The coding region runs from base 263 to 1207 and encodes 314 amino acids.